Paramecium tetraurelia is the source of this 750-nucleotide messenger RNA. RefSeq lists its product as uncharacterized. The transcript has 3 exons. Lineage: Eukaryota; Ciliophora; Oligohymenophorea; Peniculida; Parameciidae. The record is from RefSeq and is a predicted model, not a curated record.
AUGUACAGAAGUGGGAAGUAGCCACCAAAACCGGAAUUGCCUUUUUAUGCUGAUGUCACUUAUUGGAUUAGCUUUAUGUUGUCAAUCUAUUUCAAAGACGAGAAGAUUUUGCACGGGAUAUUUUCUUGUUUGCCAUUGUUUAUGAUAGUUCAUUUGACUUUGAAUAGAUUGGUAAGGGGAGAGUUGGGAUCGACAGUAAUGAUGCUAUCUUUGCUUGCAGAAUCAAUCGCCCAUUUGUUUCACCAAUUUGCACAUGAUGAGAGAUUCAUGAAUUUAUAUUUCUUUGAGCAUUUGAUUUGUGGAAUGUUUUUGGCUAUGGGGAAUUUCAUUUAUGUGUUUGAAAAAAGGUAGAAGAAGGAGAUUUUCCGUAAAAAGAAGGCUUAUCUGAAAUCAAAAUUACCAAAACCUCAAUCUAUAAUAGUUUUCCCUAUAAUUGCUUCAGGAUUUUAUUUAAUGCUAUACGAAACUAAAAAUGACAAUACAAAUUGGAUAUUGUAUUAUAUGAAAGUGUUUUAUAGUAUACCAUUAACAAUUUAAUUAAUUUAUGCUAUUCAAAGAUAUUAAGCCACAUCAAAAAAGAGUUAUUUUUGUGGCUUGGCUGCCUCAAUCAUUUAUGUGUUGUCUGAUUUGUCAUACCAACACUUCCCAUUAUAUCACAAAUUGUUCCAUCGCUUUAGCUUGUACUUGCAGACUCGAUAAAUAUUCUACCACAUCAAAUGGUUCCAGAAGAACAGAUACAAAUUUGAAUGA